Danio aesculapii is the source of this 3914-nucleotide messenger RNA. RefSeq names its product uroplakin 3b (gene upk3b). Bases 223 to 1053 code for a protein of 276 amino acids. The record is from RefSeq and is a predicted model, not a curated record. Lineage: Eukaryota; Metazoa; Chordata; Actinopteri; Cypriniformes; Danionidae. The transcript has 6 exons.
GUCUUUGAAAUUUCGAAGCAUUUCUUUUGCCCAAAGCACCUCCUAGUUUCUAUCUGGGCUUCAUACACACCUUCAUGAGAAGCUUUUCCCCCUCCCUUCAGCUGCUUUUUAUAGGAGUUGAUCAGUUUCUGCCUGGGUUAUUGCUGAUUGACACUGGCCCAGGGUUGAUUUCUGCUGUGGAUUUUAUUCAGUGGAAACUCUCAGCAUCAUCACUGUUACACGAUGAACACACACACUGCGAUCCGUUUGGUGUCGUUGUUGUCUAUCUGGAUGUUGGCUGCACAGGGUCAGAUAUUCCAGCCUCUGCUCGCACCUGCUAAUUUCCUAGGCCAAAUCACUAGCAAUACAGUGAUCCUGCAGCAGCCGUACUGUGUUUUUACUCAGACGUGUCCUGGCUGUGAGAUAUGGCUGGUGGCUGCACUUAGCUCAGGAACAGGCAACUUCAAUGCUCUAGUGAACAUCUCAUCUCCCAUCAGCCUCAGUCUGUCACCAUACCCAACAGCUUUUCUCCCAUCAUCAGCACAGUUCUUUCUGACCAGAGUUGGUCCUCUGGCAAACUUCCCCUGUAAUACAGCCCCUACUUUUCCCUACUUCACAGUCGGAGCUGAUGGCAUUUGUACAGGCAUCAACUGUAAUGGAGUAUUACCUGUUGGAUCCAUUGUUAGUUUCAGGUAUCUUCUUAUCGAUCCCAACAACAAUACUCUUGUUAAUAUGACCAACUGGGGUGGCCCCUUUAAUCUAACCACACUACUAAGCUAUCAAACCAUUAAUGACGGUCUCAGUGCCAGAUCUGGAGCCAUGGUGGUCAUCACUACACUCUUGUGUGUGGCGGUGGCUCUGCUCUUGCUGGUUUUCUUCAUCAUGCUGUGUGUAUCCUGCUGUGGCAAGAAAGACGGUAAGACUGUGACAGUCAUGAGCUCCAUCCGCAUGCCCCGUUACGACACCCACAACCUGAAGGAGCGUGUGCACCCCUACGACAAUCAGGCCUACGAGUCAGACGCCAAAAACUACUCCACAUCCCAAACUCUGCCCAAGUCUCCAGUACGAAAGUAGUGAGUUCCACAAAAAUACCAUCAAACUAGUGGAAGCUGAAUUACUGUGCAGUAUUUUCUCUUUUAAGGCAAAAAGGAGAAAAACAUUUAAGAUUAUUUGCUUUGCUAGCCUAUAUGUUACAUUUGCUUUGUGUGUCUCAAACCAGAAUAGUUGCUAAAUGUGUGAUUUUUAGCUAUUUUCUUUGAGGUUUGUGAUCUUAACAGAUAAACGCACUCAUGCAAAUUCACUAGAUGGCGCUGUUUAGUAAGUAAUGAAUACGGGUCAGGCUUUACAAUAAGGUUUCAUUAGUUAACUAACAUGAAUUAAUAAUGAACAGCAUAUAUUAAUCAUAGUUUAACAUUAAGUUAUGCUUUAUUAAAAACUAAAUUCUUGAUUGUUAACAUUAGUUUAUCCACUAUGAAUACCGACAAUACACUUUAGUUUAGGUCACAAUUCAUUCCAUUAACCACUGGCUUAUUUCCUGCCUAUUAUUAAGAUAUUUACAUGUUCAUAAGUGGUUUGAAAGUAUGAUCUUAUUUUGCAUCCCUAAUCCUACCCACAACCUAAACCCAACUUCUAACUUACUAACCAUUAACAAACAGCUAAGUUUAUUAAGCUAGUAGUGUUAGUUAAUGGUUUGUUAACACCGUGAAUUGUGACCUAAAUUGAAGUGUUAAGCAAACAACAAAACAGAAAUGUGCGCACAUCUAAAAAUCUCGAAGGCAGGUGUUAGAUAAAAAAUAAACACAGUAGCAAAAGAAAAUCAGCACACUGCCACUUUAGCUCUCAAAAGUCCUUUAAUAUCACUCACAACGUUUCGACCUAAAUGGUCUUCAUCUGGUAAAAAAAAAACUGAUGUCGAAAUGUUGUGAGUGAUAUUAAAGGACUUUUGGGAGCUAAAGUGGCAGUGUGCCGAUUUUCUUUUGAUCUUUUACUAAAUUAAAAUGUUACAAACAAUUAGUAUUGCUUUAUUUUCAUUAGCCAAUUUUAAUAAAGAUGAAUAAAUACUAUAAUAAAUGUAUUGUUCAUUGUUUUUUGUUCAUCUUCGUAAAUACAUUAACUAAUACUACCUUAUUGUAAAGUGUUAUCGAAAUAUGUGCACUGUAAAACCCAAUAAGUUAAGGUAACUCAAACCAUUUGAGGAAACCCAUUGCAACAAACCAUUUAAGUUCAAAAACGAAUCCUAAUGAGUACUGUGAACUUACUCCAUUUGAGUAAACGAAGCAAUUAGAGCACAGUAAAACCCGAUAAAUGAAGAGAACUCAAACCAACUGAGUACUGUAAAACCCAAUGAGUUAAGGCAACUUAAACCGUUUAAGGAAACCGAUUGUUAAAUGACUAAUCUAUAUGAGUACUGUGAACUUACUCCAUUUAAGUUAAAGUAAUGCGUUCAAAACUCUUUUCAAAUGAGUAGAAUUAACUUUCAGUACAUUUUGAGUUAACUACAGUCAUUUCAUUUGAUAACGUUGACUGUUGGGUUUUACAGUGUGCUGUGUGACAAUCAGACUUAUUUACUAAUGCAGUUUUUUCUAAAAAUACUUAUGUAAAUCAACACCAAAUAAAGAGUUUUGUCCUCUAAAAGUCAUUUUAUAUCUUUUACUAUCUAAAUUAUGGCUGCACAAUAUUGGAAAAAUAUUAAGAUAUUAAAAUUUUCUGCAAUAAAUUAUCACAAGAUAAAACUGUUUCACAAUAUAGUUUUAAUAGUGCUAUUUGACGGUUUUCUGGGGAGCCUAACAGUUUUCAGGUACCGACAUUGAAUAAUCACAAUGGAAUAAAUGCUUUUCUUAGUUUGCUUUGUUUCUAGUCUAAAUAUCUAAACAUUCUUAGAUCAAGUAAAAAUAUUGUUUUGUUUUCAACUUGAGAAGAAAGAAGUCAAAAUAAAAAUUCUUUCCUUAAUACAAGCGAAAUUAUCUCUCAAGUGGGGUAAGUAAAAUAAUCUUGUUUUCACAUUGAAAUGUAGAUAUUUCGACUAGAAAAGUAAGAAAAACAUUUGGACUAGAUAAGUAAGAAAAAAACAAUACUUUUGUUGCAUAAAUCUCUUAUAUUCCGUAUAAAUACAGUAAUAAAAUACAACUCUGUGGCUCCUGUUCAACUAUAAAUCAGACAGAACGUUGCAUGUCCUGUGAUGUGAUGUAUUGCGGGUGUGCACAUUACGAUAUUGAUGCUAAAACGAUAUAUUGUGCAGCCCUAAUCUAAAUAAUCAAAUUGUAUUACAAAAGAACUAAAAUGAUCAAUACAGUACAUAAAAAAACACUAAAUUAUGUAUAUUCACACAAAUGUAUGACAACGAUUAGUUGACAUACUGAUCUACGCUGUAAAAAGCAACGUAGUUACUUAAUCGGAGUAAACCUGUUGUAGCUUGGACUGUUAAGUUGACUUAAUUUUUCUAAUUAUGCAGUUUAUUUACUUUAUCAUUAUUUAAAGUCACUUAAUCACUUUAAAAGCAAUGAGUUUACUCACUUUUUUAAAGUACAGCCAAAUAAUAUUUUUAUAGUAUACUAGUAGUAUUAAAAAUACAUUUUUGACAGCACCAAUAUGUUUUGUUGUAUACUGUAUGUGUUGUUUACAAAGUUUAACCAGCUUAAUGUAUGUCUAUUGCAGAUGAUGUUUAGAAUGAUGACAUAACUGCAUGUUUAAUUAUAAAAACAAGGAAACUGUAGUUGCUGUCCAAAAUAUUUAUAAAAUAUUUUCAAAUGACCUUUAAAGUCACUCUCUAACUGAUAUAAUUAUACAAAAUGCUAAAAUAAAAGCUAACAGGAUGAUGCUCUUAUAAUGAAAAUAAUAAAUACACAGCAAACACAAGUAGAGUCAUUUGUCUGAAUUACUAUUUGUAUCGAUUGUACUCAGUAUUGAAUGUAAUAAAACUGAAUUUGUAAUCAACA